Messenger RNA from Dovyalis caffra, 945 nucleotides. NCBI's taxonomy places the organism in Eukaryota, Viridiplantae, Streptophyta, Magnoliopsida, Malpighiales, Salicaceae. The record is from the annotation of a GenBank genome assembly.
AUGUCCAGCGGUGGAUCGCAACAGCCACCACCAUACAAACCAUACCGCCACAUAAGAACCCUGAGGGCCCACGAGCGAGCCGUCUCGUGCGUAAAAUUCUCAAACGACGGAAAGCUCCUGGCAUCAGCCUCCUUGGACAAAACCCUAAUACUAUGGUCGUCUCCCGACUUCUCCCUCAUCCACCGCCUCAUAGGGCACUCCGAAGGCGUCUCCGACCUUGCCUGGUCCUCCGACUCUCACUACAUCUGCUCCGCGUCCGAUGACCGCACUCUCCGCAUCUGGGACUCACGCGCCCCCUUCGAUUGCCUUAAAAUCCUCAAGGGCCACUCUGAUUUUGUAUUCUGUGUGAAUUUUAAUCCUCAGUCGAAUUUAAUCGUCUCGGGGUCUUUCGAUGAAACGAUUCGAAUUUGGGAAGUGAAGACGGGGAAAUGUGUUAGGGUUUUUAGAGCUCAUUCUAUGCCGGUGACGUCAGUGCAUUUUAACAGAGAUGGUUCUUUGAUUGUUUCAGGGAGUCAUGAUGGGUCUUGUAAGAUUUGGGAGGCUUCUUCUGGUACUUGUUUGAAGACUCUCAUCGAUGAUAAGAGCCCUGCUGUGUCGUUUGUUAAAUUCUCGCCAAAUGGGAAGUUCAUUCUUGUUGCUACUCUUGAUAGCACUCUUAAACUUUGGAAUUACGCCACGGGGAAGUUCUUGAAGAUUUACUCAGGUCACACUAACAGAGUAUACUGCAUAACCUCAACAUUCUCUGUGACAAAUGGGAAAUACAUCGUGAGUGGGUCUGAAGACAAGUGUGUUUAUUUGUGGGAUCUCCAGCAAAAAACUAUGGUUCAGAAACUAGAGGGCCACACCGAUACUGUCAUUUCUGUAACAUGCCACCCAACAGAGAACAAGAUAGCUUCUGCAGGCCUUGAUGUUGAUAGAACAAUCAGAAUUUGGCUUCAAGAUUAA